AUGGCUAUUCUUGACAGCUUUUUUCGGUGUUUUGGCGGGUCAAAGCCAAUAGAAAAGGCUACUACUCUUCAGCCUCUGGAUUUACAUGAUGACUUUAAUGCAGGCCUGGUUUUGAGAUCAACAUCAGAUGAACGACCGAUUCACCACACCGUAAAAAUACGAUCCUUUUCUUUGCUAAGAAAUUUAAUGGAUAGAUGCGAAGUAGGGGACUUUAAAGCUGGAGGAUACAGAUGGAAACUAGUGCUCUGCCCGAAUGGAAACAAGAAGAGGAAUGUGGAAGGCCACAUCUCUCUCUACUUGGAAAUGGCUGAAGAAAAACCAAUUGAGCCUGACCAGAUCGUAGCAAUUGAUUUUAGAUUGUUUUUGCUUAAUCAGAAGAAGAGCAACUACUUGGUUCUAGAGGAUGCCAAUAAAAAGGAGAAGAAGUAUGUCUUUUAUAGGACGAUUGUCGGUGGUUCGGCUGGUUUCGAUCAGUUUCUUCCUCUUGAAGAAUUUACUGACGCCUCCAACGGUUAUCUAAUUGAUGACACUUGUGAAUUUGGCGCGGAGGUCUUUGUUUCUAAACAAGUAAGAACAGGAAAAGGAGAGUGUCUAGUGUCUAUGAUCAAAGAUGUCACCAAGUACAAGCGUGCUUGGAGCAUUUCCAACUUUUCACAGUUGGCUGAUGAACGCUAUACCUCAAAUCCGUUCUUUUUGACAGACCACAAAUAUUGCGAAUGGAAUCUACGACUCUAUCCCAAUGGAAAUAAGUUGGGAAAUGGUAGUGGUCAUAUUUCUGUUUAUGUGGAAUUGGCCAAUUUAAAAUCUCUUCCUCCAGGCUCUAAAAUAUUGGCAGAGUUUACCAUACAAAUCCUAGAUCAAAUCAAUGGGAAGCAUCAUUCUACCAAAGCGUGUAAACGCUGGUUCGGUGCCAGUCCCUCGACCUCGGUUUGGGGUUGGGCUCAAUUCAUCAGACAGGACUUGUUCAGUAACUCGGAGAAAGGAUUGUUAGUGAGUGAUUGUUGCAUCGUGGAAACAGACAUUACAAUCUGUGCGGUAGAACUCACAAUUGGUUAG
Messenger RNA from Rosa rugosa (rugosa rose), 1056 nucleotides. RefSeq lists its product as uncharacterized. The transcript has 6 exons. Gene Ontology annotation, molecular function: protein binding. NCBI's taxonomy places the organism in Eukaryota, Viridiplantae, Streptophyta, Magnoliopsida, Rosales, Rosaceae. The record is from RefSeq and is a predicted model, not a curated record. The coding region runs from base 1 to 1056 and encodes 351 amino acids.